UGUGGAAGCAUUGCAUUCUGGGACAUAAAUAAAGCGCAUUUAGGAAAACGGGGAGCACAAAGGAACGAUAGAGGCACCUUAUGAACUUUUAAUAGUAAGUUAGUGGAAUGUCUACUCUUAUAUUAAUGAAACUGCUGUUGUUGCUUCAGGAGUCCAGUUAAAUAGUCUAGUUGAAGCUGGAGGGAUGUGAGUGAGGAGCGGGAGCAGCGGGUAAAGUGUCGCCGUGUGUUGUGCUUCUCACCCCAGUCGGUCGGAGGUCUCUCCAACCCGAGGCCGAGGACCGAAGCCCUGCUCCGUGAGGUAAACAGCGCCAGAAGGACAUCGUCCCCCAAUUAAACCAAAGAGCAGUACUGUGCAACUUAGAAGAUGGGGGUCAAAACCUUCACCCAUAGUUCACCCUCCCACAGCCAGGAGAUGCUGGAUAAGCUCAACGCACUCCGCAGCGAGGGCCACCUCUGUGACGUCACCAUCCGUGUCCAGGACAAGCUGUUCCUGGCCCACAAGGUGGUCCUGGCCUGCUGCAGCGACUUCUUCCGCACCAAGCUGGUCGGCCGCUCAGAAGAGGAAGACAAGUUUGUGCUGGACCUCCACCACGUCACGGUCAGUGGCUUCACCCCCCUCCUGGAGUACGCCUACACCUCCACCCUCUCCAUCAGCACAGAGAACAUCAUCGACGUCCUGGCAGCCGCCAGCUACAUGCAGAUGUUUGCCGUGGCAAGCACCUGUUCAGAGUUCAUGAAAUCCAGCAUACUGUGGAGCUCCGGAAACAACGGCAACAACAAUUUCGGGGCAGACAAGCUGCAGGAGUCUGCGCCAGAGAGCGCGUCGUCGAACUGUGUCCUGACGCCCCUGGACGGCAGCCUGUCACCCGUGUCGUCUGACUGCAGCUUGAUGGAGCGCAACGUGCCCGUGUGCCGGGAGCCGCGGCGCAAGCGUAAGACCUACGGCGUCGCCAUGGCCUCGCCCGAGAGCCUCCUCAAAUGCCCCACGCAGCUAGUUGCCACCUCCCCUCAGAUCCCCCACCCCUCGCCGUCCUUCUCGGACAGCGCGGCCCAGCCCGUGGAGUCGUCUCUGGCCUUCCCCUGGACCUUCCCCUUCGGCAUGGAUCGCAGGUUCCACUCUGACAAGUCCAAGCUCCCAGAGAGCCCCCGAGGCCUGGACCACGCCACGGCGGCGAGCGUGUCCUCGGUGGAGGCGCAGGUGGUCGGCCGGCGGCUGAGCGACUUCCUGACGUGCGAGAGCUCAAAGGCGGGGUCGUCGCUGAUGGCGGUGGAAGAGGAGGACGUGAGGGUGAAGGUGGAGAGGCUGAGUGAUGAGGAGGCCCAGGAGGGUUCCUCUCAGCCCGUCAGCGCGUCGCUGAGCGACCAGCAGACGGUGCCUGGGAGCGAGCAGGUCCAAGAGGAACUGCUCAUCAGCCCACAGUCUUCCUCUAUAGGGUCGAUGGAUGAGGGUGUCUCUGAAGCCUUGCCGUCAAUGCAGAGCACGUCGAACUCUAGAGGCGAAGAUGAUGAAAGGCUGGAUGGGAUCCAGUACCCCUACCACCUCUACAUCAGCCCCUCGGCCCGCUCGGGGGCCAAUGGCCCAGAGAGGCCCUUCCAGUGCCCCACGUGCGGAGUGCGCUUCACGCGCAUUCAGAACCUGAAGCAGCACAUGCUCAUACACUCGGGCAUUAAGCCCUUCCAGUGUGACCGCUGUGGGAAAAAGUUCACGCGGGCCUACUCCCUAAAGAUGCACCGGCUGAAGCACGAAGGUAAACGCUGUUUCCGGUGCCAGAUUUGUAGCGCCACAUUCACGUCCUUCGGCGAAUAUAAGCACCACAUGAGGGUCUCCCGACACAUAAUCCGCAAGCCGCGGAUUUACGAGUGCAAAACGUGCGGCGCCAUGUUCACCAACUCUGGCAAUUUAAUUGUGCACCUCCGGAGUCUGAACCAUGAGGCGUCCGAACUAGCAAACUACUUCCAGAGCAGUGAUUUCCUCGUGCCCGACUACCUGAGCAAAGUGCAGGAGGAGGAGGAGGCGGCUGCAGCGGUGGCACUGGGGGUCCAGUACCAGCUUGAGGACCCCUCCCCCCACCUUCACCACCUUAAUCCAAUCUAUCCCAGCGACAGCACUUCUCCCACUACGCCCUCCGGCACCGCGGCCACCUCCUCCUGCUCCUCCUCCAUCCAGCCGCCGGUCAUCUCCCAGGUGUCGUCCUCCACCCAGCCCUGUGACGGUUCCCCGCCGGGCUUCCUGUCUCACGAGCCGCCCCAGGAGCCGCCGGGGCCCCCCUCCCCCUCCAUCCAGACGGAUGUCGACGGUGGGAUGGUGGCCCUUGUGAAUGGCCCCGCGGCGGGGCAGGGGGCUGACGGAGGAGGGGGUGUCUCCAUGGAGGAGCUGCAGCAGCACGCCCAGGCCCAGGAGCUGGCCUCCAUGAGCGUAGAUUGAGGAUCCCCCAGCACAUUACCCCUUCCAGCCCCUACACCCUUCCAGCCCCUACACCCUUCUAGCCCCUACACCCUUCUAGCCCCUACACCCUUCUAGCCCCUACACCCUUCCAGCCCCUACACCCUUCCAGCCCCUACACCCUUCCAGCCCCUACACCCUUCCAGCCCCUACACCCUUCUAGCCCCUACACCCUUCUAGCCCCUACACCCUUCUAGCCCCUACACCCUUCUAGCCCCUACACCCUUCUAGCCCCUACACUCUUCCUGCGCUUACGCCCUUUUAGCCGCUAACCUUUUCCAGCCCCUACACCCUACUUUUGGAAAAGAAAGAAAAAGUGCCUGAGAUUCUGUGAAGUACUGUAGAGAGUGGGAAGAGAGGUCUUCACUUGCCAAUGCUGACUAAUCAAGUCUGUUUGGGCAAAUAAUAGUUCAGCAUUUAUAGUUCCCAUGCUAGUUUGUAUGAACAGAGACCUUCUCCUCUAGGGUCAUCGUUAUAGGCAAACUGUUAAUUGUUAAUGUUGCAAGAGCUUGUACUGUAAUUUUUAUAUCUGAAUGCUAUGUCUGUUGGGUGUCGUAAGGUGUGUGGUUGUGUUUUUAUGUAUGUGGAUUUUAGUUUGUAAAGACAAUAUGAGGAGGUAUGGAACCUUUCAGCUUUUCAUUAAGAUCAACAUUUGAUUGAUGCUUGUAUAGAAAUAUGAAUUGACUCCAUGUACGGCCUUUAACAGAGUUGUACAACUUCUGAAAAAAGAAUUGGACCCUGAUAUGUCCAUAAUAUGGUCAGGCAUUUUAGAAAAGUCUACUUGAGCAGAAGUUGAUCUGAGCUACUUUCUCAACUUUGUAAUUGAUCAACCAGAUCUAAAUGGAGAACAGCAGUAGUCAUGACCAGCAAUGUUUUCUAUGGCGAUUCUAUAUGGCUGAGAGACUUGCAGUAAGGUAGUUCUUCCACCACACUCACCUAUGGUUGGCGUUGGUGUCUCAUUUAAACCCUUUUUUGUUUUUACAAAUCCAAUUUUCUGUGGAAUCAUUUUGGGACACGCAUGGAUCCCUGUUACGGCUGCCACCCAAAUCUAUCAGAAGCAUUGAGGUUUGAUAUGAUCAACAUUGAAAUACGUGGCCAUAUCUGUGGCAGACCUCUGUGCAAAGCCACUGUUUUAUAAUAUGUAUUAUGACAGCUGUUCAUAGAAAACAAUAUAGGCCUAGCUUAUACCAUACCUUUGCAAAGUCACGGCUAUGCGUGUGAAUGUUUUUACUGUGAGUGUAUCACUAUCAAUGAUUUAUGCUAAAGAGGCAGUAUUUCCACUCAUCAACAUCUGUUGAUAAUCAGAACUCUGACAAGGCCUUUGUUGCUUUUUUUGUUCUGGCAGAAGCAUUUGGUUGGUUUCUUGUAGUCGGUGUAGUAGGCAUUCUGUACUUGGUCUUUAUUGUGUCUGGUAAAGAGAAUGAUACCUGUGGUCAUUUCCAUCAUUUGAAUACUACUGAUAUGUAUUACUGGUUUUAGAAAAUUGAGGUGCUCAUCUUUAAUAUGCCCCAUCCCCCGAGCACAGUUCAAGAGCAAAAGUUAAAAAUGUAAUCGAAAAAAGCGCAGGAUCUCUGGUCUAUACUGGUUUACACUGUUUUUUUUCUAAUUGGCCCAGUUAGGUGUCUUCAACAAUUUCAUCCAAUCAGUCAAAUAGAUUGUAAUUGCGUUUUUUCCUGUCUCCUUUCUCUUCAAACAAAAGCUUGAGCGUUUACCCUUUUAAAGAUGAACACAGAGUCGAGCUGUGUGGAGGUAUUUCAGAAAAUGCUGUCAUUGGUAUAACUUCUAUGGACAUCUGUCAUAAUGAAAAGAGAUCCCCAUCAUAUGCUAUAUUGUCAGAUUCUUUGGGAGGUUCAACUCCCCGUGACGAUUGCGCUGAAAUCAACUUCCUCCCACUCCACUCCCGAAUUUUGGACCAAAUGAUCUCGCCUCAUUCGAGAAGAUGCCACGGCAAUCAGUAAUUGCACAUAACCAAUUAAAGAUAAUCAUGUAUAAGGUCCAUGCUGCUUAGCAGAGGGGCUGUGCUUUUAUUGCCCCUUAACACUGUCUGAUAUUGUGCAUUUACGAGGCUAGCCUUACAAAAUGGACCUAUUCAAGUCGAGUUGCACAGUCAAACUUUUAAGAAGUACUUUCUUUCUGUUCUCCAUUUGAAUGUUCUGAACUUUUUUAAUGUUGUCUUGUGCAGUGUUCAAACAUGUUUUUUGAUUAUGAAAUGCUGCUCUUUGUCAAAAAAAAGCGAAAGUGCCCAAAGUAUUUUUGUGAACCUAGUGUGCAAUAAUUUGACAAGUGUCGAAAAGGAUAUUUUGUGCUUGAAAAAAGUGUAAUUUUGUGUAAAUCAAUGACUUAAGGAAAGCUGAAGAAAAAGAGGCAAGGAUCCCAAUCAAUCUGUGAAAUCAAGCUUAUCUAGCAAACAGCUGGUUCUCUCCCAAUACGCCCUUCCAUUGUCAAGUUGCAUGUUCAUAUGAUUCUAUGAAUUGGAGAGCAUGUUCUGCUGCCUCCAUGGGCAACCCCUUCCUGAUGUUCUGUCAUGGCCUUAUUCCUAGAUGUCUUCAUCACCUUCUUUUGUUCUUCAAGCAUGUUUUUUAAUUUCUGUAAGUAGCUAUUUUUCUGUGCAAUGUUUUGUGAUAUCUUGAUUAUAUACAGUACAUGCCUUUUUGGUGUACAUUUGAUUGAUGAUUUUUUCCACUUCAUAUUUAAAUUUGCUAAGAAAAAAAAACUAGCUCUUCACGAGUACAAAUAUAUAUAUAUAUAUAUAUAUAUAAAUAUAUUUUUUGGGUGAGUUUUGUAUUAUGGUUGCUGUUAAAAUGAGUAUGCCAUCUUUGGAUCUUCUUGAUUAAUGUGAACAGGAGGGUGUGUGUGUGUGUGUGUGUGUGUGUGUGUGUGUGUGUGUGUGUGUGUGUGUGUGUGUGUGUGUGUGUGGGGGGCAUGCAGGGUUGUGAUUGGUAGUCUUCACUUUGUGAGUGUCUUGAUGUGCAGUUAUACACAAAACGUACUAUAUUGCAUAUUCUUUUUACUGUAGGUUACUGGACUGCAACCUGCUAUGAGACAGAUGUUGUAUUUUGUGACUUUAAUACUGUAUUUCAAGCUGUUAGUUUCAAGAGUUUUGUUGAAAGUUCCCAGAUAGUAACGAGACCUGCACAUUAUAUGUUGUAAAAACAAAAAAGAGAAUAAACAUCAGUUUGUUGUA
Messenger RNA from Gadus macrocephalus (Pacific cod), 5629 nucleotides. It is a transcript of the gene zbtb44, whose product is annotated as zinc finger and BTB domain containing 44. The record is from RefSeq and is a predicted model, not a curated record. Gene Ontology annotation, biological process: regulation of transcription by RNA polymerase II; positive regulation of gene expression. Bases 367 to 2427 code for a protein of 686 amino acids. The transcript is spliced from 6 exons. Gene Ontology annotation, molecular function: protein binding; RNA polymerase II cis-regulatory region sequence-specific DNA binding; DNA-binding transcription factor activity, RNA polymerase II-specific. Lineage: Eukaryota; Metazoa; Chordata; Actinopteri; Gadiformes; Gadidae.